AUGGACGCGAUACCGCACUGGUUUCAAGGCACGAGUCUCAAUUUUGCCGAAAACAUUCUCUUCUCAGCAUCACCUACGAAUGCGUCAAUCCGCUCUAAAGUCCAUAAAGAAGAUACAAAGAUCGCUUUGACCGAGAUUCGUGAGGGCAAUACAGAAGUGCGGCAUCUGUCAUGGGGUGAGCUGCGCCGACGUGUCGGUCUCCUUGCCAAUGCCUUCCGUGCCAAAGGCCUCAAGAAGGGGGACCGAGUUGCAAUAGUCGCAAGUACAAGUUUCGACACGUUCAUCUGCUUCAUGGCUAUCACUAGCAUAGGCGGGCUUUUCAGCUCUAGCAGUACGGAUAUGGGCACAAAAGGCAUUCUCGAGCGCUUACUCCAGAUCAAGCCCGCGUACGUCUUCGUUGAUGAUUGGGCCGUCUAUAACGGCAAGACGAUAGACCUGAGACCGAAGAUCAAGGAAAUAGUUGAAGUCAUGCAAAGUGAGCCUGGCUUUCAAGGUAUUGUUACACAACCUAGAUUCCCAGGAAAGCCGGCGAGCGUUGAGGGACUGACGAAAACCGUCACUUUGGACCAUCUUCUGGACGCUGCGAACGGAGAGGAAAAGCUGGAAUUCGAGAGAGUUGCUUUUAGAGACCCUUUUCUAAUUGUGUAUUCGAGUGGCACGACGGGAGUACCAAAAUGCAUAGUGCAUUCGGUUGGUGGAGUUCUCAUGAGUAUCACGAAAGAAAGCCUUCUACACAGGGAGCUGGGACCAGAAAGUGUCAUGUUGCAGUACACGACGGUAUGUUAUUGCAUCCCCUGCUUUAGGCUUGUAAAGGCUGACAUGAAAAGACCGGCUGGAUAA
This is a messenger RNA of Parastagonospora nodorum SN15, 840 nucleotides long. RefSeq lists its product as hypothetical. NCBI's taxonomy places the organism in Eukaryota, Fungi, Ascomycota, Dothideomycetes, Pleosporales, Phaeosphaeriaceae. The coding region runs from base 1 to 840 and encodes 279 amino acids. The transcript has a single exon. The record is from RefSeq and is a predicted model, not a curated record. Gene Ontology annotation, molecular function: acetoacetate-CoA ligase activity. Gene Ontology annotation, cellular component: cytosol.